AUGACUGUGAAAACCAUUACAAAGAAAUUGAUAACAGUAUUAUGUUUAAAAGGUUGCCAUGGUUCGGGUAAGACUGAAUUAUGUAAAUACUUUUCAAAAGUUGGGUUUACUGUCUUAGAUGAAGCAUUUUUAGACAUGCCAACUUUUUCUAUACCAAAUCAAUCACUAACCAUGGAAACCGUUUGGGUCUCAAAUUGGUUUCAAAGAUUACUAAAGAUGGAGUUAAUUGAAAAUUCAAAUAAUAAUAAUAAUAAUAAUAAUAAUAAAAAUAAUAAUAACCACAAUAUUAAUAAAUUUGAUAACCAACAUCAUAAAGUUUUUAUUGCUGACCGAUCUCCAUUUUCAGCUAUUUUAUAUUCACAAAAUAACGGUCAUUAUUUAGAUCCAAUCAUAAGUGAACAAAUUAAAGAAUUAAAAAAAUAUACCAAUAUAGAUAUAAAAACCGUUUAUUUAAGAGUUGAAAAAGAUGUACUAUGGGAAAGAAUUCAAAAAAGAUUACAAGAACAACCUGAAAGGAAAAAAUAUAAUGAAGAUAAUUACCAGUGGAUGCACGAUACUGUCAACUUUUACGACUCUCGUAAAUGGGAUUAUGUCAUUGAAAAUAACACCUUUUCCCCUGAAUCAAUUUUCACUCAAUUAACAACUCCAAUUUUAGAAAAACAAGAACAACAACAACAAAAAUAA
Dictyostelium discoideum AX4 is the source of this 684-nucleotide messenger RNA. RefSeq lists its product as hypothetical. The transcript has 2 exons. Bases 1 to 684 code for a protein of 227 amino acids. The record is from RefSeq and is a predicted model, not a curated record. NCBI's taxonomy places the organism in Eukaryota, Evosea, Eumycetozoa, Dictyosteliales, Dictyosteliaceae.